CUUUUUCAUAUUAUCCAUACAUAUGUAUACAUCAUGUGUAGUUUUGAUAUAUAUAAUGGCAACCGAAAUGCAUUUGUGGCAUUUUAUUGGUCGUAAUUAACAAAACUUUAAAUAAAGUUUUUAAAAAGUUAAACAAUAUUUUUGCGAACAAAAUUUUCAAAAGCUAGUACUAAUGACUUCAUAUUAAGACAAGUAAGAAAUCAAAAAAUUUUGAUAAUACAAGAGUUGAUAACAAAAUAGAAUUGUACAUAUAUGUAAAAAUGUCUCAAGAAGACGAUGUAGGAUUUUUAUACAAAACGAUGAUCGAACGAGAUCCUAAAAAACGUCGAGUAAAGCCAGUAGAGUCAGCUCAAACUUCUUUACUAGAUUUCGAUCUAGGCGAAAGCUCAGAUGAUAGUGAUUUUCGGAUUGAAGAUCAUUGUGAAGAGUCUGAUGAUGAUUCUGUUGAUUCUAAUGAUGAUGGCAAAGAUGGUGCAGAUUCUGGAGAUUCAGAUGAUUCCUUGGGGGAUCCAUUGAUGGUCAAUAAUACCAAUAAAGCAAAUGUUACAGGAGAUAUAAUUGAAAAGGCUCGACAACUAGCAGAAAAAGGCCAAGUUCUAGAUGAAAAAUUGGCAAAGAUGCUUAUUUGUUGUGGAUGCUUAGGAGAUAGAAGUGAUGAUAUUAACGAAAUUGUUGAAUGCGAUGGAUGUGGGGUCACUGUGCACGAAGGAUGUUAUGGAGUAUCAGAUGUAGAAAGUUUUUCUAGUACAGAUUCGCUCUGUCAAUCAGCUCCUUGGUUUUGUGAAGCCUGUAGUGCAGGAAUUGAAGAUCCAUCUUGUGAGCUAUGUCCAAAUAAAGGAGGAAUCUUCAAAGAAACAGAUGUCGGAAAAUGGGUCCAUCUAGUUUGUGCACUUUAUGUUCCUGGAGUGGCAUUCGGAGAGGUGGACCGCUUAUCCAGUGUUACACUUUUUGAAAUGGCCUAUAGCAAAUGGGGUUCUAAAACGUGUUCUCUUUGUGAAGAUGCUCGUUAUGCUCGGACAGGAGUGUGUAUUGAAUGUGAUGCUGGAAUGUGUCAUACAUAUUUUCAUGUGACUUGUGCUCAACGAGAAGGCCUAUUAAGUGAAGCUCAUAGCGAAGAAGUAGAUCAGGCAGAUCCAUUUUAUGCUCAUUGUAAACUCCAUUCCGAUAAAACAUUAGUACGCCGACGACGACGAAAUUGGUUAGCUCUUCAAAUACGAGCACAAUAUCGAGCCCAAUUAUUAAAACAACCAGGACAUUUGGAUACUGAGGAGCAACGAAGGAUUCAAAGAAAAUUAGCCAAACAUCGGCAUAAAUAUUUAGCUCAUAAAGCUUCAAGGCCCAGUCCCUGGGUUCCAACACAAAAAAUGCCACGCCUUUUGACAACUUCUGCUUCUGCUUGUCGACAGUUAUCAAAGAAAGCUGAAUUAAUGGGCAUUGAUAUUGGUGCAUUAGAAGCUCAGGAAGCUCAAUUAAUAGCUCUUGUUGAUGUUCGUAAAAAAUGGCAUAUUCCUCCAGCUUUUAGUGUAGAAUUUAUUGGAUAUUAUCUUGACAGAAAUUUAAGAGUUACGUCCAUGAAGCGUAAACUUCAAGAACUCUUGGAAAAACAUGCUGAAUUACUUACUGAACAACAGCAGCUAGAUAGAAAGUAUGAUGAAGUCAUGAAAGAUAAUGAAGAACAAAUCAGAAUAAAUGCAACUUUAAAAGAAAAGAUUGAACAAUACCAUCAAAUUCUGAGAUUAGCUGGAUAUGUCAAACCCUUACCAUUAGCAGGAGAUUUAAUGAAACCUCGAGUACCAAGUUUAGGAAGUGGACUAGGUGUUCCAACUGCUGCAGCAUUGAAAAUGGGAGUUGGAUUUCCACUUCCAGUUACCAAGGGAUCUGAAGGAGUUAGAGAAGGCAGAGUUUUAAGUAGUCAAGCUCAAGAACAAAUUCAGAAGCCUGAAUUGACAUUGAGACAUCAGUGUGGUAUUUGUAGACGAGCUACUAAUCAACAUUUGUUAGCUAAAUGUGAUACUUGUCAUUUACACUAUCAUAUUUCUUGUUUAAAUCCACCUUUACUACGACUGCCAAAGAAAACUAAAUUAAUGGGAUGGCAAUGUUCUGAAUGCGAUAAAGAAUCUUCAGGAUCUGAAGUAGAGCGAGUUGACACUUCAGCACCUCGUAAAUUACGCCAUUGUAAAGAUGAUACAGCACUGACGCCAACACCAACACCAACACCAACACUAACACCAACGCCAACUCCAGAAAUUUUAAUACCACCGGCUCCCAGUACACCAACAACCUCAAAAAAUUUAACUCCUCCUGUUUCUAAUGAUCCGCCACCAAUGCCUAAAUUGACAAUUAAACCGAUGGUACCUCAACCAUUUGUUGUAGAACCGAUGCAAAUGGAAGAAUCAUAUAAUCAGUCUGUUAUUACUAAAACCGUGCCAAUUCCUCCGAGAGAAGGAUCUCCAGAAUAUAUGGUAGCUUCUGCUGAUGGUACAGAGUCGGUCUCUCAGAGAAGUGCUAAAAAACGGCGACGAGAAAAGCACAAAAGAUAUACACCAGAUCCAAUUACGGGAGUCAAACAAAGAAAAAGAAAACAUAAGAGAAAAAGUAUGGAUAUUGAGAAUCCUGAAGGCCAACCAGAAGUUCAUCGAAGAAUAACAAUUAAAAUCAAACCAAUUCCACGUCCAGAAGGUGAAGAAGCAUCAGAAUCAAGUCCUCAAAUGUUUAUUGCAACCUCUACGAGUACCGAAAUUUCACCUCCACCAGUAAAUAAUAUACCAACUCCAGAGCCUCCACCUAUUCCUGUUAUUCCAUCUCCUUCAAUAACUAUUCAGAAUACUCCAGUAUCGAGUGGAUCAUACAAUUCACGUUUGUCAUCAGGAAAAAAAUCUAAGGAUGCAGAUUUGAUGACUCAAUGCAAUGUUUGCGACAUGCCAGGAACUCCACAGAAUCUUGUGAUGUGUGAUGAAUGUAAAAAGUGUUAUCACUUCACUUGUUUAGAUCCUCCAGUUAAAAAAUCACCAAAAAGACGUGGUUACUCGUGGCAUUGUGCUGACUGUGAUCCAAGCGCAUCUGAGACUGAAACCUAAUUUAAUAUGUGAAAAAAGCAGCAGCAACUCUAAAAUCAUCAGAAAUACUACUUGAUUCUUUAAUUUACUGAUAACUUUUAAUUGAUUUUUUUACUAAAAUUAAGGAGAAUUAAUUUUAAUGAAGUCAAUGAUUAUUAUCUAAAAAUUUUAAUGCUAAAGGCAAUUUAUAUAUUAAAUAAGUAAUUAAAUUUUGCAGCGAUCUAUUUACGUUUCUAAUA
Chelonus insularis is the source of this 3295-nucleotide messenger RNA. Its product is annotated as PHD finger protein 14. The record is from RefSeq and is a predicted model, not a curated record. NCBI's taxonomy places the organism in Eukaryota, Metazoa, Arthropoda, Insecta, Hymenoptera, Braconidae. Gene Ontology annotation, biological process: regulation of transcription by RNA polymerase II. Bases 261 to 3077 code for a protein of 938 amino acids. The transcript has 9 exons.